CAUGCAACAAUUUCAGCGUUACUAUAAGUCAGGAACAUGUACAAUACAAAAUAGGUUCCCUCAAGGAGUUACCUCAACCAAUACCAUCAGCCAUAAAUAUUCAUUCUCUAGACCAAAAUCAAAAGCUGAGGCCAAACAAGUCGCUGCAAAGAAACAUAGUGAGGCAGAGAGGAGACGUAGGAUGCGUAUCAAUGGUCAAUAUGCCACUCUGCGUGAUAUCCUCCCGAACUUAGUCAAAAUGGACAAGGCGACCGUGCUUGCAGAGACAGUUCGGCAAGUGAGGGAGUUGAGGAAGACUGUUUCGGAUUUGGAAGGAGUUUGUGGUGGUAGCAGUAAGGAUUGUGUGUUCCCUGGAGGGGCUGACAAGUUGAGUUUGGAAAACGGUGAUGGUGACGAUGACAAGGGGCUGGUCAAGGUCACAUUUAGCUGUGAGGAUAGGCCAGGGUUGAUAUCAGCCGUGGCAAGGACACUGAGGUCUAUGAAAGGGAGGGUGGUGAAGUUUGAGAUGGUAACACUGGGUGGAAGGACUAAAAGUGUGUUGUGGGUUCAAGGUCUGAGUGGUGGCAAUGAAGGGAUUGGAAUGCUAAGAAGAGCUUUGAAGGUAGUCAUUGACAGGCCCAAUUUGCCAGGGAUUAGCAAGAGGUCACGGCUCACUUGAUGAUUAUAAGUUUUUUUGGGUCUAAUGGAUAAUUUAUAAGAUGGGAUGCAGAGGUAAAUUGUGUGGAAUCAGGGAGGGGGGAUUGUAGGUAUAGGGGAUUCGGACAUGGUAGCUAGCUAGGAUUUCAUUAGGAGGCAUUAUAAUAUAAUGUAUAUCUGGUUUGACAUGGUUAACUUACUUUACCUACUUACCUUCGGUUAUAGGAAAACACCUUUAGAUUAUACAUGA
Molecule: messenger RNA, 886 nt
Organism: Quercus robur (English oak)
Lineage: Eukaryota; Viridiplantae; Streptophyta; Magnoliopsida; Fagales; Fagaceae
Product: transcription factor bHLH131-like
Exons: 2
Coding region: 2-658 (218 amino acids)
Biological process (GO): regulation of DNA-templated transcription
Molecular function (GO): DNA-binding transcription factor activity; protein dimerization activity
Source: RefSeq, a predicted model, not a curated record